AUGGCUUCGUCCCUCCCAGAGAAGUCGGAUUGGUCUGCGCCAGCCUCGCUGGAGGACCACAAUGUGUGUUCCACUGACAUGCCAGCUGGGAGCAAGGCCAGCUGCAAAGAAACGCGUCUGCCUGGUGAUGAGCACCAUGUCCCCAGUUCUGAAGUUCUUGAAGCAAUAGAAAAUGUUAUUGAAGGUGUAUUUAAAAGCUUGGCCCAAAACAAAGCACCUGUUUUGACAGUGGCUAGGAGAUCAGAUUGGAGAAAUGUAGAAUUUACAGAUUCUGUAGGUCUGCAGAUGGUGCCACGUUGUACUAUGAAACAAGUAAGAAGUGACUGUCCUAGAUCAGCAUCAAGAUUUGCUCUGAUGCUCAAAAUAUUAUCUAUGAUCUAUAAGAUGGUGCAGAGCAAUACUUAUGCAACUAAAAGAGAUAUAUAUUAUACAGAUACACAAUUGUUUGGUAGCCAGCUUGUUGUGGACAAUAUAAUCACCGACAUUUCAUGCAUGCUUAAGAUACCUCGGAGAAGUCUGCAUAUACUGUCUACAAUUAAUGGUUUUGUUGCUGGCAAUUUAAGUUACACAGAGGAAGAUGGUACAAAAGUGAAUUGUACCUGCGGUGCAACAGCAGUCACUGUGCCAUCUAAUGUUCAAGGAAUUAAAAAUUUAAUCUCACAUGCCAAAUUUAUGCUAAUCGUAGAAAAAGAUGCAACUUUUCAGAGACUGCUGGAUGAUGACUUCUGCAAUAGAAUGUCCCCAUGUAUAAUGAUUACGGGCAAAGGCAUACCAGACCUUAAUACACGACUUUUUGUCAGGAAGCUGUGGGAUUCUUUCCAAAUCCCUAUUUUCACCCUUAUGGAUGCAGAUCCACAUGGUGUGGAAAUAAUGUGCAUCUACAAAUAUGGAUCUGUGUCAAUGUCAUUUGAGGCUCAUCAUCUCACCGUUCCAUCUAUUAAGUGGCUUGGUCUUCUUCCUUCUGAUCUUGAGAGAUUAAAUAUACACAAAGAUGCCCUGAUUCCAUUUACAAAGCAAGAUCAAAAAAAGUUAGCAAGUUUACAAAAGAGACCUUACAUUGCUUGUCAGCCAAUGUGGAAAAAAGAACUGGAAAUAAUGGCAGCAUCCAAACUGAAGGCUGAAAUCCAAGUCUUAACUUCUCUUUCAUCGCAUUACCUUUCCAGAGUCUAUUUACCAAACAAACUGCAAUUUGGUGGAUGGAUAUAA
This is a messenger RNA of Dryobates pubescens (Downy woodpecker), 1206 nucleotides long. It is a transcript of the gene SPO11, whose product is annotated as SPO11 initiator of meiotic double stranded breaks. The transcript has 13 exons. Gene Ontology annotation, molecular function: DNA topoisomerase type II (double strand cut, ATP-hydrolyzing) activity; ATP binding; DNA binding. Gene Ontology annotation, biological process: meiotic DNA double-strand break formation; reciprocal meiotic recombination; meiotic DNA double-strand break processing. The coding region runs from base 1 to 1206 and encodes 401 amino acids. The record is from RefSeq and is a predicted model, not a curated record. Gene Ontology annotation, cellular component: nuclear chromosome. Lineage: Eukaryota; Metazoa; Chordata; Aves; Piciformes; Picidae.